Messenger RNA from Xiphias gladius (swordfish), 2906 nucleotides. RefSeq names its product synaptosome associated protein 91a (gene snap91a). Gene Ontology annotation, molecular function: clathrin heavy chain binding; SNARE binding; 1-phosphatidylinositol binding. The record is from RefSeq and is a predicted model, not a curated record. Gene Ontology annotation, cellular component: extrinsic component of presynaptic endocytic zone membrane; synaptic vesicle; clathrin-coated pit. Gene Ontology annotation, biological process: clathrin coat assembly; clathrin-dependent endocytosis; synaptic vesicle budding from presynaptic endocytic zone membrane. NCBI's taxonomy places the organism in Eukaryota, Metazoa, Chordata, Actinopteri, Istiophoriformes, Xiphiidae.
AUGUCGGGUCAGACGCUGACGGACCGCAUCGCCGCGGCGCAGUACAGCCUGACGGGAUCCGAGGUGCCCCGAGCUGUGUGUAAAGCCACCACACAUGAGCAGACAGCUCCAAAGAAAAAGCACCUGGAAUACCUGAUCCAGGCCACCCAGGAGUCCAAUGUGAACGUCCCCCAGUUGGCCGACACGCUGAUGGAGAGGGCCGGCAACGCCAGCUGGGUGGUGGUUUUCAAAGCCCUGAUCACCACACACCACCUCAUGGUACAUGGCAAUGAGAGAUUCCUGCAGUUCCUGGCAUCUAGAAACACCCUGUUCAACCUCAGCAACUUCCUGGACAAAACCGGCUCUCAUGGCUAUGACAUGUCCACAUUUAUCAGACGCUACAGCCGCUAUCUCAAUGAGAAAGCCUUCGCCUACAGACAGAUGGCUUUCGACUUUGGCCGAGUCAAGAAAGGAGCUGAGGGAGUGAUGAGGACCAUGUCAGUAGAGAAGCUGUUGAAAGGAAUGCCCACCCUGCAGAGCCAGAUUGACGCGCUGCUGGAUUUUGAUGUGCAUCCACAGGAACUGAACAAUGGAGUGAUAAAUGCCUGCUUUCUCCUACUAUUUAAAGAUCUGAUCAAGUUAUAUGCCUGCUACAAUGACGGCAUCAUUAACCUGCUAGAAAAAUUUUUCCAGAUGAAGAGAAGCCAGUGUAAAGACGGGCUGGAGAUUUACAAGAGAUUCCUGACACGAAUGACUCGGGUUUCUGAGUUCUUCAAAAUUGCGGAGCAAGUGGGAAUAGACAAAAAUGACAUACCUGAACUCACUGAGGCCCCGGAAAGUCUUCUGGAGUCCCUGGAGACCCAUCUCAACACACUGGAGGGGAAGAAGCCAGAGGAUAAGUCACCCACUAAGGAUGCGACAGCCAACAACACCUCGCCAGCUGCUGCUGCUGCGCCAGCCAAGCCUGCGCCUCCUGCUGCCGCCGGCGGGCCCCCUGCUCGCCCUGGGCCGCCUGCCAAACCUCCUCCGCCCUCAGUCACCCCUACCGCACCAGCCCCCACCAACACCACUACCAGCAAUGCCCUUGAUGAUGGGUUCUUGUUGGAUCUAGACCCAAUUUCCUCCUCAUCAACAGGGGGCGCUGCAGCAGCUUCCUCCAUCACUGGAUGGGGCGAUCUCUUGGCUGAGGCGUCCCCUGCUGCCCCUGAUGGAGCCUCUGAAGCUCUCCUGGUGGAGGGAAAGGCUGCAGAUGCCGAUGCUGCAGCUGCUACCCCUGCAGCUGCCACGCCCACAGCCGCCGCCCCUACCACUACCACUGGGGCCACACCAGUGCCCGCCUCUCUGCCCGUCCCAGCUCCUGCCACCACCUCAGCCACCGACAUCGACCUUUUCGGAGAUGCGUUUGCACCUUCCCCAGGAGAUGGUCCUGCUGCCGUGGCCGCGGGCCCCGCUGCUGAUGCGUUUGGUGGAUCUGACCCCUUCGCUACAACGGAGGGGGGGAGUGGAUGUGAGCUGCAGAGCUUGAGCUGACCUGUUGCUUGAGGCCGCCGGGUCGCGCCGCGCGCCAUCACCCCUCCCACCUCUAGCGCCGCCAUCGCAUCGCCGCUGCCGCGCCCCCCCCCUUCCUCCACCACCACCACCACCACCACCGACACCACCACCACCACAGAGUCUGCAGCCGCCCCGACUCUAGAUAUCUUUGGUGAUAUGUUUGAUUCUAUGCCUGAGCAAAGCCCCACCACAGAAUCCAAAGCUGCUACCACUCCUAGCGUAGACCUUUUUGGUGCAGACCUCCCUGCUGUUUCACGCGGGCCCUCUCCUUUGCCCGAGCCGACUCCUGCUGGAGACAUUGUAACGGACUCAUUUACAUCUCCAGCUCCUGCCGCUGCUCCUCCUGCCACUGCUCCUGCGGCAGCUCCAGCCUCGUCUCCACCCAAAGCAGAGCCGGUGCCAGUCAUUGACCUGCUGGACUCCUUCAGCGGUCCGGUGGAGGAAACGCAGAGCUCUGCUCCUGGAGGGCCUACAGACGACCUGCUGGGAGGCCUGAUGUCCCCCACCCUGGCCCCCACUGCCGCCCCAGCUCUGGCACCCUUGGCUCCGGCUCCAGCCUCAGCUCUGGUGCAGGAUGACCUCUUGGAGUCGAGCUUUGACGCUCUGGGCUCCCUGCCUUCUCCAACGCCGCCCGUACCUGCUGCAGUUGCGGCAGUACCGAUAGUGCCAGCUCCAGCUCCAGCAGCAGCACCACCACUAGAACCUGCAAUCACCACACCGGCGCCCUCUGGUGGCUUUGAUGCUUCAAUGUUUGGUGGAUUAGGCGACUUGCUGAUGCCCGCCGUAACGCCCCAGAGCACUGGGGGCAGCACUGCUGGAAGCACAGCUGGAAGCAUGGGAACUCCCGUUGCAGUGGGAGGCAUUGCAGCCGCUCCCCCCGCCACCCCACCUUCCACCAAAACCAUUGGAGGAGAUCUGGACUUGUCACUGGCCAACCUGGUUGGAGACCUUGGAGUAAAGAAAAAAGACCCACAGAGUGAGAAGAAGCUGACAGGAGGCGCCAACUGGAUGCCACAGGUAGCUCCCACAAGCUGGGCUACACCAGGAGCCCCCAUGGCUGGCGCCACCCCUGGAGCUCCUGGGGCACCGGGAGCAGCUCCACCUGGUGGAGCCAUGGUGCCACCAAUGAGCGCACAGCCUGGCUUCGGCAUGGCUCCAGCAGGAGGGCCUGGAGCACCCAUGAUGCAACCAAUGAUGGGGCAGCCCCUGAUGGGACAGCCCAUGCUGAGACCUCCCUUCACAGGGGUGGCUGGAGCUGCUCCUGGAGCCGCUGCACCAGGAGCACCGCUCUCUCCAGGGCCUGCAAGCCAGAGUCCCAAGAAGCCCAAGGACCCUCUGGCAGAACUCGAUCUCAAGGACUUCUUAUAACGCCCGAG